CAUCCAUCCAUCCAUCCAUCCAUCACCAUCGUCGUCAAUCCGUCACUACCGCACAUGUCAACAACAACUUUGACUCGUUACCAUCCCCUCCGCCGGAGACGUCCCCAUUGACAAACAAGCCCCCGACAUGCUCGGCUGCUGACGCCCCAUCCGACAGAGACUCCAUACCUACCUACCUAGGUACCUACACUACUGCGUAGGUACUGUAGUCACCCCAGACUGGUCCUCACCUAACUCCAUCCAGAACCGUAGGUUGUUGGUUGGAUCAUCGCCGAGCGAGCGGCUCUCCGCGUGACGUCCAUUCCCUUCACCUACAUAUCACCUCAACCUUCAACAUACCCCCCGACCCCGAUCCCGUUCCAGUCUCAACGUGAACACGGUCGCAUACGAGCAUACAACAAGAGUCGGCCAUUCAAUCUACCUACGAGGUCGCCCCCUCCCCGGCGCACCACACGGGAUACCAAUGGGCCCCGCUACUGCCACCAGCGCGUCGCCAAACAUGUCGCAACCCCAACCGCCGCCGCCGCCAGUCGCGACCAAGGUCAAGCGUCCUAUUCCCCUAGGAAUCCAGACCAACGGCAUCAACACAGCCUCGCCCAACUCGGCCUCCCCUCUAAUGUCCGCCAAGCGCGCCCCGUCUUCCGCCCGUCAGCCGUCAAAUCCCCCCGGCGCAAACACCAUGGCCAACGGCUCCCCUGCUCGACCCCCCCCUCCGAAUCGUCCCCGUAAUCGGGCCCCGUCUGGCCAUGGCCCCGUUCCCGGAAGCGCUCAACGCCCUCCAGCUUCCGCUACCCUCUUCGAGCCACCGUCUGUCCCCAAUGUCCCAAUAUCGGACCGGGCUUUCCUCAAAAAGCACGCCGGGAACCCGCCUUCCUUGAUCGUACACCUUCAUCCGAACCACUGGCGCUUCGAUCAACAAGAAACUGUUACCAGCUACACGUCAGCCCUUGGCGCGGCCUUCAUCCCCCACCUAAAGACUCGCACUAUUCCUCAUUCUCUCCUUCUGGACUUCCACACCGCCGACGUUUCCUUUUACGACGGUUGCUUGAUCGUCCAAGUCUACACCUAUGGGACAACCACUGCGUCCAAAGGCCCGGCAGAGCCGGUUCCGGCUUCAAAUGACCACUCCAUCCACAGGUGGUCGCCCUACGUUACUCCCUCGUCGUAUGCGCCAUACCCAAAGGAGGCCCUCCAGGAGCACCAGGGCGCCCAGCCCAACGGACUCAUCAAGCAGCAAGAUGCAAAGGGCCACGACAAGGAAAACAUUCCCGCCCAAGAUGGCCAGGCCAACGGCCAAAGUAAUCAAGAGGUGACCCGCAAACCUAUAACCAUUGUGCUACGCCCCACGCCAGAAAGUCUGGCUACGGAUCUGGCAUUGGGCAUCAGCAACCCCAUGUCCAAGGUUAUGGCAAUUCCGCCAACUCCCGGCGCCUCUGCCCAACCAGUACAGACACCCAUGGGGCCACCCAGUAGGAAAAGAAAGCUGGACCAGAUUGACCUAGACCCGAGCAACCUUGUGGCCGCCGAGGCCCAGAUCUUGCUAAGCACCCUACCACCUCUCGACCUGGAACCGACAAGAGAUGCUGAACAGCUUAUCGCGAAGCUCGAGCAGCAAAUAGUAUCAGACCCGGCGCAUUCGCAUGCCCCACCAGAACCCAAGCGACGCAAGAAGACGGACGCCGAGCUGGCAGAGGAAGACGCCAAUGCCAGGCAGAUGGAGCAGUAUAUGCUUGCGUGCGACGAGCGCAGGUCCAACAGGGCUGCUGGUGCCCCAGGAGCUGGUCAUGGGUCAGAUGGGACAGGGCAAGCCACCGGAUCAGGGUUCGAGCCGCGCUUCAACCAGUUCCAGCUUCUUGAAGAGAUCAAGGCCCGAGUGGAACAGGAGAAGGCUGAGAAGGAGCUUCAGGAGGCCGAGCAAAGGCGGAUUCUAGCCAUGAAGCAACGGGAACAGCAGCAGCAGCAGUUGGCAGCCGCUCAGGCAGCGAAGCAACAACAGUUGGCGGCGGCUCAAGCGCAGGCGGAUCAGCAGCAACAACAACAGCAGCAGCAGCAGCAACAACAAGCCUUGCUUGUCGCUCAACAAAAACAAAUGGAAAUGGAGCGCUUGAAGAAGGAGCAAAACCAAAAGAGAAUGGCCAUGGUGCAGGCCCAGCAGCAGCAACAGGCUCAGCAACAACAGGCUCAACAACAAGCGCAAGCUCAAGCGCAAGCACAAGCUCAAGCGCAAGCUCAAGCGCAAGCACAAGCUCAAGCACAAGCCCAGGCUCAGGCUCAGCAGCAGGCCCAGCAGCAAGCCCAGCAGCAAGCCCAACAGCAAGCCCAACAGCAAGCCCAGCAGCAGGCCCAACAACAACAGCAGCAGGUCCAGCCGACUUCGAUGGGAACACCACAUACUAUGCCUGCUACCAUGCAAAAUAGCCCGAAUUUGGGUAACAACAUGCCUAAUGGUGUAGCUAGGUUCCCUCAAGUAUCGCAAGGCCAGGUAUCAUCACCGAUUAUCCGGCAAAACACGCCACAGAUGGCAUCGUCACCCAUGGUCAACAGCGUAGCCAUGCAAGCUUCCAAUUCUAACAUGGGCGGGAGCCCGGCACGACCCCCAUCCGUGGCUCCGAGCCAUGGUCCGAUGUCCGUUCCCAUGGCCACCAGUAUGUCUGCUAGAGGCAGUCAACAGAGCCACGCAGCUGGAACGCCUAGGAUGCCCAGCGCUACCCCUAACAUGGUUCACGCAACGCCCAUGAGCCGUCCUUCCGUCGUACCAACGCCACGCCUGUCCCAGGCAAGCCCACCACCUGGUAUGAUGGCGAACCAGCAAGUUGGCCAGGCCAUGCUGAUGAACGGCCCUACGGGAAUGCCUCAGAUGGGCGGUAUUCCGGUUCCACCACAAAACAUGAAUCCUCAACAGGCUGCUGUCUUCAUUGCUCAACAACAGCGAGCGCUCCAGCAACGUAUGGCUGCUGCUGGUCUUCAGGGACAUGGCAACCCCAUGAUGGCCGGGCAGAUGACACAAGCCCAGCUACAACAACGGUUUGCCCAGCAACAGAUGCUCGCUGCUCGCCAACAGCAGCAGCAGCAACAACAGCAGCCGCACAUGAUGGCUCCUGGCACUCGAGAUAUUGCUGCGCAGUACUCUGCCCAGCUGGCUUCUCUGCACCAACAACAACAACAACAACAGCAGCAGCAGCAGCAGCAGCAGCAAUACAUGGGUCAGAUGCAAGGGCAGAUGCGCGCGGGUAUGGUUGGUCAACCAGGGCAAGCGGGAAUGAUCAAUAUGGCCAGUCUAAACCCUCAACAAGUAGCCUUGAUGCAACAACAGUUCGCCUUGCGACAGCAACAUACACAGCAACAGCAACAAAUGGCCCAACAGCUCCAACAGCAGCAAGCCGCACAGCAAGGCCAGCCCGGCGUUUCCGCUCCCGGCCAACCCGGCAUGCACGGCCAAGUUGGUGUCCCCCGGCCUAACCCCGCGAUGCCGCCAAUAACCCAGCAGCAACUGGCUGCCCUCUCCGUCAACCCAGCUGUGAUCCAGCAGAUCAAUAAUGUGACGAGCUCGCUGUAUUCCAAGAAGCUUCCCAAUUUUGCCGAGAAAUGGGGAGGUCAGCCAGCCAAUAUCCCGCCAGGGGAGUUGGAGGCGUUCAAGAACCAGUGUCGGCAGCAUGCAAAGACCAUGGUGAUACAGAACUUCUUGAAGACACAACAGCAAGCGCAGGCACAGGCGCAGGCGCAGAUGGCGGGACAGGCUGGUGGACACGGUCAGUUGAGCCAGCAGCAGAUGCAGCAGAUGGCUCAGCAAAUGAACGCUGGCCAGAUGGGCCAGGGAGGGAUGCAGGGUCAGAUGGGCAACGGUAUGGCUGGGCAGAUGAACGGUAUGGCGGGCCAAAUGGCAGCACAACAAAUGGGCCAGCCGAUGAAUCCCAUGACGGUGCAGCAGUUGCAACAGCACAUUCACUUGCAGAUGGCGGCUCAACAAGCUGCUGCUCAACAGGCUGCUCAGCAACAACAACAACAGCAGCAGCAGCAGCAGCAGGGUCAACAGCAAGGAAUGAUGGGUAAUCAGCAGGGGAUGUAGGACGUUCCUCCUGACGUUCCUGGAGUUGAUAUAGAGGAAGACGACGAUGGUCAUGGGGAUGGAAGUGAUCAGCAAGAGGCUCAAGAGCAACAAGGUCAGCAGCAACAGGGCGAAGUGCAACAGGGGAUGAUCAUGUCUGAGCAACAGGAUCAACAGGGACAACAGGCGAUGUAGCAUGGCCUGAUUCCUGUUGAGAUAGAGAAUCGCAGGGAAGAACAAAAGGAAAGACAGGAGCUGCUUGAUCGAGAGUCCAAGGAGAUAGGGCAGCAGGAUGAGCAAGCUACUCAAACUGAACCUCAAGCCGAAUCACCCAGUGUAAGGGAAAGAAGGCGUAAGCAUGAGUACGAUAGGAAAUGGUAUUGGAAUAACAAAGCUUUGCUGCAGCAGGAGAAGGACGAGCAGGCUACCCAACCUGGACCUCAUAUCGAAUCAGAGAGGCAAAGACAGGCAAGGCUUCAUCGAGAGCGCAUGAAGAAAUAUCAGCGGGAAAAGAGAGCUCUACAGCGGCAGCAAAAGCAGGAGCAGGAACAAAACGAGCAGGCUGCUCAAGCCGAAUCUCAACACGAACGCUCAAAGAGUCAAGGACAGACGUGACCCUGCCUUUGGAAUUGGAGGCAUUUGGACUGAUUGAUGGCGUGUGUACAUUUCUAGAUUUUGUUCCCCCAUGCAUAUAUAGGUCUUUUUAUACCCUGACUCUGGCAGUAAACUCGAUGGGGGUUGGUUGCUUUUGGAGGAAUCAUCAGGAAACGGGAAACAGGCGAUAUGAAAUAGGAAACAGGAAACAGGCAAUAGGAAUUGCGGAAAAGGAUAGGAAUUGGAUGAUCCAUCAUCAAUGGCAGCGCUAUUACACAAAGGAUUGUUUUGCUUCUCUUUCGUUACGCAGUUGAGAUAUCCAAC
Molecule: messenger RNA, 4963 nt
Organism: Neurospora crassa OR74A
Lineage: Eukaryota; Fungi; Ascomycota; Sordariomycetes; Sordariales; Sordariaceae
Exons: 1
Coding region: 464-4066 (1200 amino acids)
Biological process (GO): selenocysteine incorporation
Cellular component (GO): ribonucleoprotein complex
Molecular function (GO): mRNA 3'-UTR binding; ribonucleoprotein complex binding; selenocysteine insertion sequence binding
Source: RefSeq, a predicted model, not a curated record